AUGCUGCUCCUGCUGUUUCUGUUGCUGAGCAAAUUGGCCAACAGUGACGGUGAAGGGACAAACAAUUCCUUGGUUCUGAAGAGGACUCAGCAGGACCUUCAAAACUAUAGACUAUCCAGAGGACCCUGUGAUGAAAACUGGUUUUAUUUUCCUCCCUUAAACUCCUGUUACCGGUUUUUCAGUGACAAAAAGACAUGGAUGGCAGCUGAGGAGUUCUGUAAUCAGCUCCCACAUUCUGGACAUCUGGCGUCCGUGAUGUCAAGUAUCCAUGACAACUUCAUUUCUGACGUGGUCGGUGCUGUAGAUGAAAGCAAGCCAUGGGCAUGGAUUGGCCUGAGUGACAGAUCACAGAAAUAAUCACUGAUUUAUAUCCCACGGGAAGGCACUUUCACAUGGAGUGAUGGAACUUUGUACAGCUACCGAAACUGGGGUCAGAAUGAACCUAAUGAUGGUGGAAAUGUUGAAGACUGUGGGCUCGUUCAUUAUUUAAGUAAGUGUGAGAAACGUUGGAAUGAUUUGUUCUGUGAAGACAAUGAAAGUUUUGUUUGUGCCUACAAACUUCACUGUAUUUAG
Molecule: messenger RNA, 573 nt
Organism: Mobula hypostoma (lesser devil ray)
Lineage: Eukaryota; Metazoa; Chordata; Chondrichthyes; Myliobatiformes; Myliobatidae
Product: snaclec anticoagulant protein subunit A-like
Exons: 5
Molecular function (GO): signaling receptor activity
Source: RefSeq, a predicted model, not a curated record